Molecule: messenger RNA, 927 nt
Organism: Bufo bufo (common toad)
Lineage: Eukaryota; Metazoa; Chordata; Amphibia; Anura; Bufonidae
Product: olfactory receptor 5V1-like
Exons: 1
Coding region: 4-927 (307 amino acids)
Biological process (GO): G protein-coupled receptor signaling pathway
Cellular component (GO): membrane
Molecular function (GO): olfactory receptor activity; G protein-coupled receptor activity
Source: RefSeq, a predicted model, not a curated record
ACAAUGAUAACUGAAAUAUUUCUCAUUGGCUUUCAAAACCUUGAAGAUGUUAGGUUCUUCAUCAUCUUUAUAUGCCUAGUCAUGUACUUGGCUACAAUAACUGGCAAUAUCAUGAUUAUUUUGUUGGUUUCCACCAGUCAUCAUCUCCGAUCUCCAAUGUUCUUUUAUCUUGGUCAACUCUCCUUCUCAGAUAUGUUGCUCAUUUCCAACAUUGUGCCUUUCUUGGUGCAUAUUAUACUAUUCAAUGGUGGCCUAGUGCCCCUUAAGGGUUGUAUAACUCAGUUCUUUUUCUAUGGUCUUUCUGCAACUACCGAGUGUCUUCUGCUGACAGCAAUGUCCUACGACCGUUAUCUUGCUAUUUGCAGCCCAUUGCAUUACUCGUCCAUCAUGAGCCCAAAACUCUGUCUAUAUAUAGUUGUAUCUUGCUGGUCUCUGGGCUUUAUAAUAACCCUGAUUCCAGUAUUAUUGAUACAGACAUUGUGGUUUUGUGGUCCCAAUGUCAUUGACCACUUCUUUUGUGACCUUGGACCUCUUCUGGAGCUAUCCUGUUCAGAUGUUUCCAUUGUGAAAUAUGAGGUGCUUUCACUCUCUGGUCUCCUAACCAUUAUUCCCUUUGUAUUUAUUGUGGUCACAUAUGUUUAUAUCUUUGUAACCAUCAUGAAGAUCACCUCCGUCACAGGGAGGCAGAAGACAUUUUCUACAUGUAGUUCUCACCUGGCUGUAGUAUGUACCUAUUAUGGAGCGCUUUUUGCAAUAUAUGUAGUACCCCGUACAGGGCAAUCUUUGAAUGCCAACAAAAUGGUAUCCCUCAUGUACUCAAUGGUCACUCCAUUAUUUAAUCCUAUUAUAUAUGGUUUAAGAAAUAAGGAAAUCAAGGUGGCCAUCCGAAAUUAUCUCCGGAUCUGCAGAAGAAACAGAAUAAAAUGA